Messenger RNA from Tinamus guttatus (white-throated tinamou), 309 nucleotides. The record is from RefSeq and is a predicted model, not a curated record. NCBI's taxonomy places the organism in Eukaryota, Metazoa, Chordata, Aves, Tinamiformes, Tinamidae.
AUGGAGGAGUCUGAGAAAAUUCCUAAACCAGCUCCCCGGCGGAUCUUCCAUGAGCGACAGAGGGUCACCCGGCUGCCUUUAUACUUGGAAGGUUACCUGUGGGUCCGGCAUCCAAGAUGCCAGGAUUUAGAAGUGUGUUGGACAGAGCUCAGAGGAACUACACUCUUCUUUUACAAUGAUAAGAAAGCCCCAACAUACUCACAGAAAUUAGAUAUAGCAUCUUUGAUCUCAGUAACUAAUAUCCAUCCAGAUGAAAAUGGCUUUGCACAGUUCAUCCUGAUGCUGUCGGAUGAAGAGCUAGAAGUGAAG